Messenger RNA from Oreochromis aureus, 3192 nucleotides. Its product is annotated as NLR family CARD domain-containing protein 3-like. Gene Ontology annotation, molecular function: protein binding. Lineage: Eukaryota; Metazoa; Chordata; Actinopteri; Cichliformes; Cichlidae. The coding region runs from base 129 to 3155 and encodes 1008 amino acids. The transcript has 8 exons. The record is from RefSeq and is a predicted model, not a curated record.
AAGUCCUGACACUCAGUGUGUCAGUGUUUGCAGGUGAGGUGAUCCAGCUCAGGUGAAGUCUUCAGCUCCACUCUGUGAACUCCUGGAUUUGCGAGGAGAACCAGGACUCAGCGUCACUGCUAGCAAAGAUGAAGGAAUCUCUGCAGACACAGCUUCUGGAAACACUGGGGGAUUUGGGAGCGAAGGAACUGAAAUAUUUUAAGUGGUAUCUACAGAAACCUGAGUCACUGAACGGUUUACCAGUCAUCCCAAAGAGUGAUCUUCAGACAGCUGAUAAACUGCAAACAGUGAAUUUGAUGACAAAUAAAUACAGUGAAGAUGCUUUGGAAGUCACACGAAAGAUUUUGGACAAAGUCAAGACUCAUACAAGUAAACCUUCUCAAGUUGUGGAGAGACAAAAACAGCCAGACCAGACAUUUUUAUCAGAAGAGUCUCUUCGACAGUGUCAGUGGUGUCUCAAGUCUAAGCUGAGGGAGAAGUUCCAAACUGUCUUCGAGGGAAUUGCCAGAGCUGAAAAAGUCCCACUUAAUCAGAUCUACACAGAGCUCUACAUCACAGAGGGAGGGACUGCAGAGGUCAAUGAUGAACAUGAGGUCAGACAGAAUAAAACAGCAUCCAGCAAACCACACAGACCAGAAAUGACAAUCAUACAGGAAGACAUCUUUAAAGGCUCACCCCAAAGAAUCAAACAAAUCAGAACAGUGUUAACAAAGGGAAUGGCUGGCCUUGGGAAAACAGUCUUAACUCAGAAGUUCAUUUUGGACUGGGCUGAAGACAAAGCCAACCAGGACAUUAAGUUUAUAUUUCCAUUCACGUUCAGAGAGCUGAAUGUGGUGAAGGAGGAAAAGUUCAGCUUAGUGGAACUUGUUCAUCACUUCUUUACUGAAACCAAAGAAGCCAGAAUGUCAAAAUUUGAUGAGUUCCAGGUUGUGUUCAUAUUUGAUGGUCUGGAUGAGUCUCGACUUUCUCUGGACUUCCACAACACUGAUACCCUAACUGAUGUUCAACAGUCCACCUCAGUGGAUGUGUUGCUGACAAACCUCAUAAGGGCAAAACUGCUUCCCUCUGCUCGCCUCUGGAUAACCACACGACCUGGAGCAGCCAAUCAGAUUCCUCCUGACUAUGUUGAUAUGGUGACAGAGGUCAGAGGAUUCACUGACCCGCAGAAAGAGGAGUACUUCAACAAGAAAUUCAGAGAUGAGGAGCAGGCCAGCAGGAUCACACCCCACAUCAAGACAUCACGAAGCCUCCACAUCAUGUGCCACAUCCCAGUCUUCUGCUGGAUCACUGCUACAGUUCUGGAGGAUGUGCUGAAAACCAGAGAGGGAGGAAAGCUGCCCAAGACCCUGACUGAGAUGUAUAUCCACUUCCUGGUGGUUCAGGCCAAAGUGAAGAAGGUCAAGUAUGAUGGAGGAGCUGAGACAGAUCCACACUGGAGUCCAGAGAACAGGAAGAUGAUUGAGUCUCUGGGAAAACUGGCUUUUGAUCAGCUGCAAAAAGGAAACCUGAUCUUUUAUGAAUCAGACCUGAUAGAGUGUGGCAUCGAUAUCAGAGCAGCCUCAGUGUACUCAGGAGUGUUCACACAGAUCCUUAAAAAAGAGAGCGGACUGUACCAGGUCAAGGUGUUCUGCUUCAUCCAUUUGAGUGUUCAGGAGUUUCUGGCUGCUCUUCAUGUUCAUCUAAGGUUAAAAAACUCUAAAGUCAACCUGCUGGAAGAACAACCAACCCCCCAACAGUCUGAAAGAAGAGAAGAAUCUGUAGAGACACGUGUCUAUCAGAAUGCUGUGGACAAGGCUUUACAGAGUCCAGAUGGUCACCUGGACUUGUUCCUUCGUUUCCUCCUGGGUCUUUCACUGCAGACCAACCAGGCUCUGCUACAAGGUCUGCUCAAACAGACAGAAAGUAGUUCACAGAUCAAUCAGGAAACAGUCCAGUACAUAAAGGAAAAGCUCACUGAUAAUCUGUCUGCAGAGAAAAGCAUCAAUCUGUUCCACUGUCUGAAUGAACUGAAUGACCAUUCUCUAGUGGAGGAGAUCCAACAGCUCCUGAGAUCAGGAAGUCUCUCCACAGAUAAACUGUCUCCUGCUCAGUGGUCAGCUCUGGCCUUCAUUUUACUGUCAUCAGAAAAAGAUCUGAACGCGUUUGACCUGAAGAAAUACUCUGCUUCAGACGAGGCUCUUCUUAGGCUGCUACCAGUGGUCAAAGCCUCCAACAAAGCUCUACUGAGUGACUGUAACCUCUCAGAGAAAAGCUAUGGAGCUCUGUCCUCAGUUCUCAGCUGCCACUCCUGUAGUUUGCGAGAGUUGGACCUGAACAACAAUGACCUGCAGGAUUCAGGACUGAAUCUUCUAUCUGUUGGACUGGAGAGUCCACAUUGCAAACUGGAAACUCUCAGGCUAAAUGGCUGUAACCUCUCGGAGAGAAGCUGUGGAGCUCUGAUCAGAGUUAUUCAAUCCUCUAAUCUCAGGGAGCUGGAUCUGGGUAACAACAACUUGCAGGAUUCAGGAGAAAAACUACUCUCAGCUGGAUCGGAGAGUCCACAUUGUAAACUGGAGUCUCUUAGAUUUGAUCCUGGUGGAGUCCGAUGGCUGAGGCAUGGUCUGAAAAAAUAUUCCUGCGAACUCACAAUUGACCCAAACUCAGCACACAGUAGGAUCAAGUUGUCGGACAACAACAAGGUGGCUGUGUAUGUAAUGGAGGCUCAGUCAUAUUCUGAUCAUCCAGACAGAUUUGAUCAAUAUCCUCAACUGCUGUGUGGAAAUAGUCUGACUGGUCGCUGUUACUGGGAGGUCGAGUGGAGAGGAAGGAUUCAUAUAUCAAUGAGUUACAGAAGAAUCAGAAGGAAAGGAGACAGUAACAACUGUGUGUUUGGAGGAAAUGAACAGUCCUGGAGUCUUUUCUACUAUGAUGGUGGUUACUCUGUCUGUCACAAAAACAAAGAAAUAUCCAUCACCACCAUCUCCUCCUCCUCCUCUGUCCCUAACAGAGUAGCGGUGUAUGUGGACUGCCCUGCUGGCACUCUGUCCUUCAACAAAGUCUCCUCUGACACUCUUAUCCACCUCCACACCUUCAACACCACAUUCACUGAACCUCUUUAUGCUGCAUUUGGACUCUGGUCUCCUGGUUCCUCAGUGUCUCUGUGUUCCCUGGAAUAAAGAGGUCUCGUCUGGUCACCCUUGACCAAAAACUUCA